Erigeron canadensis is the source of this 3825-nucleotide messenger RNA. Its product is annotated as increased DNA methylation 1-like. The transcript is spliced from 8 exons. NCBI's taxonomy places the organism in Eukaryota, Viridiplantae, Streptophyta, Magnoliopsida, Asterales, Asteraceae. The record is from RefSeq and is a predicted model, not a curated record. The coding region runs from base 236 to 3388 and encodes 1050 amino acids. Gene Ontology annotation, molecular function: transcription corepressor activity. Gene Ontology annotation, biological process: negative regulation of DNA-templated transcription.
UACCCAUAAGAAGGUGCAUAUAUAGGUUUUCCCUCAAUACCCAUAAUCAAAACUUUUCGAUCACCAUUUCCGCCAGGGUAUCUCCUCUUAAAAAUCGUCUGAAAUUCAGGUAUCAACAAUCCCCCAAGUUUCCACCUUUAUUUCUUCUUUUUAAUUUUAUUACAUUUUUCUCGAAAAACAACAAAAACCCAUAAUUUCAAUCUACGAUAAAUUCUAUGAAAAGUUAUAUAAAAAGAUGAAAGAAAUAGAUGGAUCUGAUGAAUCAAGAUCUUUUGUAAAAACAAAAAGCUCAUCUGGGUGUUUGAUUGUUGAAAAAAAGGCUGGGGCUUUUAGUGUGGGGGGUAAGUUUUCGGGUUUGAGUAAGGAUAAAAAGAGGGCUAGAGUUGUUUUAAGUGAUUCGGAGUCGAGCGAUGAGUUAGGCGAGCCUGUUCGUCGAAAAGUUUAUAAAUUUAGCACUGGGUUAGUCGAAAGUGACGAUUUACGGAUGAAGAAAAAGGUUAAGGGGAAUGUGUCUAAUGAGGUAAUUAGUACCGGGUUAGCUGAAAGUGACGAAUUGCGUGUCAAGAAGAAGGUUAAGGAUGUGUCUAAUGAGUUGUUUAAUACCGGGUUAGCUGAAAGUGACGAAUUACGUGUCAAAAAGAAGGUUAAGAAUGUGUCUAGUGAGGAUUUUGGUACAGGUUUAGUUGAAAGUGAGGAUUUACGGAUCAAGAAAAAGGUUAAGAAUGUGUCCAAUGAGGAUUUCGGUAGAGGCUUAGUUGAAAGUGAAGAUUUACGGAUCAAGAAAAAGGUUAAAAUUGCGUCGAAUGAGAUUGUUGAAAAGAGGCUUAGGAAGGAUGUCGACGAGGGUCCACGUAGGUUGAUGUUAGAUAAGCGGAAUGUGGACAAGAAGAGGACGGGUGUGGAUAAAGAAAAGGAAGUUUUUUUGGAAAGUAAGAGUGGACGUGUAAUGGAUGGUGAUGAUGAUAAUGAAGAUGAGGAUAUUGAUGAGGGUGUUGGGUUGGCACUUAAAAACGGUGGGUUGAAGGUUAAACGGAAGGAAUCUAGGAGUGGUGUGCGACCACCUAGCUUAGUGAAAGUGUUAAAACGGGAUGGGAAUGCGAAUGUACCAACGAAGAAUGAGGUUUUAGUGAAAGGCAAGGAAAGCAAGAUUAAGGGUGCUAGUACCACGGAAAAGCAGUUGUUGCGGGAGAAGAUUAAGAAAAUGCUUUUUGAUGCUGGAUGGACGAUUGAUUAUAGACCGAGAAGGAAUAGAGAUUACCUUGAUUCUGUUUAUAUGAGUCCUGGAGGAACCGGUUAUUGGUCUAUAACUAAGGCUUAUGAGGCGUUACAAAAGGAAGAGAGAGAUAAAUCGAAAGCUAGUGGGGACUUUACUCCUUUACCCUAUGAGGUUCUUAAUAAAUUGACAAGAAACACACGAAAGAAAGCUGAAAGGGCUAUUCUAAAGAAUAUAAGACGUGAAGGCAUCAGCGAGGAGUCGAAACGGGUUAAAGUGAAAAAGUUUGCACAUAAUGCAGCUAGUGGUAAUAAGCAAAUGGAGAAACUUGGCUCUUUAAUGAGGCACAGUCGUAAGCUAUCAGAAAGCCGAUCGAUGGAAGCAAGUGAGGAGAGUGAUGACUGUUUAAGUGAUAAUUCUGAGAAGAAAGCACCCCGUAAAGAUGCAUUGAAAAAGUCAACUGUGCAUCCUAGUUCUCAGAUCGUACAUGGAAGAAAAAGCGGAAUAAUCGGCAGACUUACAUUGAUGGGUCGUGGUUCUGAGAAGGGACAACACUCAGAACAUCAUGGGUUUGUUCCAUACUCAGGUAAACGAACCAUGCUCUCCUGGUUAAUUGACUCGGGAAUGGUUUCUGUCGGUGAAAAAGUGGAAUAUAUGAACCUUAGGAAGACACGGGUAAUGGAAGAAGGUUGGAUAACUGAAGAUGGAAUUCAUUGUGGUUGCUGCAGCAAAAUUGUAACAGUUUUGAGGUUUGAGCUUCAUGCAGGAAGCUUACUCCGGCAGCCAUUUCAAAAUAUUUUUAUAGAAUCUGGCAAGUCAUUGAUUCAGUGCCAGAUUGAUGCGUGGGAUAAGCAAGAAGAGUCAAAGAUAAAGGGAUUUCAUGCCGUGGAUGUUAAUGGUGGCGAUCCUAACGAUGAUACUUGUGGUUUAUGUGGGGAUGGCGGGGAUUUAAUUUGCUGCGAUGGCUGUCCUUCAACUUUUCACCUGAGCUGCUUAGAUAUGCAGAUGCUCCCUCAAGGUGAUUGGCACUGUCUAAAUUGUGCCUGCAAAUAUUGUAAAGUAGCUGGUGGACAUCGCCGUAAGGCCAGUGGUAGAACUGCAACUUCACUUCUUACAUGCCACCUUUGUGAGAAAAAAUAUCAUAAAUCAUGCCUCCCUGAGAUGGAUGACCAGCCUAUUGAUUCCAGUGAUCUGAACCUUCCUUUCUGUGGGCAGAAGUGCCAAGAGCUAUAUCGCUCCUUGCAGAAGCUUCUGUGGAUUAAGCAUGAGUUAGAUUCAGGAUUCUCAUGGUCUCUUAUUCAUCGAUCUGACCCAUUACCAGAUGUUGCUUCUGCAAAUUUUUCUCAAAGAGUAGAAUGCAAUUCUAAACUGGCUAUUGCUCUAUCUGUCCUGGAUGAGUGUUUUUUGCCUAUCGUUGACAGGAGAAGUGGGAUUACUCUAAUUCAUAAUAUUGUUUACAAUUGUGGAUCAAACUUUAGCCGAUUAAACUAUAGUGGCUUCUUCACAGCCAUUUUGGAGAGGGGUGAUGAAAUAAUUUGUGCUGCAUCCAUCAGGAUCCAUGGAAGCCAACUAGCAGAGAUGCCAUUUAUUGGGACCCGUGAUAUGUAUAGACGCCAAGGAAUGUGUCGUCGGUUAUUGCAGGCUAUUGAAUCAGCUCUCUCCUCUCUGAAAGUUGAAAAACUGGUUAUUCCUGCCAUUGAAGAACACAUGCAGACAUGGACUAACGCUUUUAGCUUCCAACCUCUAGAUAGUUCACAGAAGAAAGAAAUGAGAUCAUUUAACAUGUUAGUGUUUCCUGGAAUAGAUAUGCUACAGAAACCCUUGCUGAAACAAGACAUCCAGGAAGGCAUCAUAACUUCAGAAAAAGGAAUAGAAGGUGUUGAUGUGGAUGACUCCAAUGAUAUCUCGACCAAGAAAUCCGAGUUGAAUGAUGCAAUCAUGCGGAAUAGCAAUCAGAGUACUAGAAACCCUUCUGACUCAGAAAUCCAAUCAUCUGCAAAGAAAUCUGAUGCACAAUCAGAUGCCAAUGUUUUAACAAGUAUGUUACUGGAUUUGAAUGAGGCUACUGAUGCAACUGCUGGUACUAUUUCUGGUUCCUGUUCCAAAGGAGAAGCAAUUAAUUUGCAAAAUGGGAAUACAGCUGCCAUUGGGAUUGCUGAUGUGGUUUCUCGAUAACCCCAAGGCCCUAAUGGGGCUUCAACCAAUACUAUAUUUACAAAAAAUUCAUGUGGAUCUCAACUUCUAAUCACUACAAAGUAUUCUGUUUCCAUGGAUGUGCAUUCUCAUUCCAUUGCAUUUCAGAACAGCUGUAUGACUAAUGGUAUUCUGAUGGAAGCUGAUCUUUAAUGUUGAUGCCUAGAAGUGAAUGAUGUGCAGAAUGAUGCCAACAGGAAUGUGUUAUUCAGUUGCUGCUGGUUGCACAAGAAAAAUGUAGGCAGAUAUACAGAGGAUAUAUUAUAGACAUGGUCUUGUGCAGAAUCCUAAUUAUAUUGAAAUGAAAUUCGUUUGCAUAUUUUUAGUACAAGUGAACCACACCAAAUAGAAAUUUUGUUGAUUGAUAUUAUUGCAACUUGUAGAGUGAAUGAAAUUUGUUACAAGGUGGAUUCUAACAA